GACGCGGUACUUGCCAGACGGUGUUAGGCCUGCAAGUUGUGGCGUCAAGUUGGUUGCACGAUAUAUCUACAUGGCCAAGUACUAUGAUGAGAUACCUGAAUUUCUCAUCGAAUGGAUCAAGAAGCAGCACAUGUUCUGGGUGGCUUCGGCUCCCCUGAGUCCUGACGGACAUGUCAAUCUCUCCCCAAAGGGCACAGCGGAUUGCUUUCAUGUCGUCAACUCUCAUCGAGUUUGGUAUCAGGAUUUGACUGGGAGCGGAGUGGAAACGAUUUCCCAUAUCAGGGAGAAUGGUCGCAUGACGAUCAUGUUUAAUGCCUUCGAGGGUCCUCCCAAGAUUUUGAGAUUGUUUGGAAAAGGAACUGUAUACGAAUAUGGCACACAAGAGUACGAAUCUCUUAUUCCUCCCGAGACUCGGAAGCCGGGCUCUCGAGCAGCUAUCGUCAUGGAUGUAUAUCAGUGUCAAACGACAUGUGGAUUUGCUGUUCCAAUUUAUGAGUUCGUUGCACAUCGCACCCAACUCCUCCGAAUGGCCGAUAUGGUAGAAUCAUGCGACCGCGCCUCGGACGCCUCGUCCUCCCCAGAGAUCGAUCAGAAGGGUAUAAAAGCUUACUGGGCAAAAAAUAACUUCAGAAGUUUGGAUGGCUUGCCUGGUCUGCUCACGGCAUCUGAUUCCAAAGUAACGCCUAUCGGUAAUUUUGACAAGGAAAGUCAAAGGCCGAAGUUGCACCGUUCGUCUUCGAGAGAGGGGAGCGCUCAGAGCAGUGGUGUAGAUCUAGCCAUUGGUUUUGCCCUUGGUGCGUUGGUCGCUACUGCCCUUCUUUACAUCCUCUCUGCCACCGCAAAAUUUGUAAUCCCCAUGGCUAAGUAUUACGAUGAAAUACCUGAAUCUCUCAUCGAAUGGGUCAGGAAACAACACAUGUUCUGGGUGGCUUCAGCUCCGCUGGCGGAUUGCUUCCAUGUUGUGAACUCUCGCCGAGUUUGGUAUCAGGAUUUGACUGGAAGUGGUGUUGAAACUAUAUCUCAUAUCAGAGAGAACGGUCGCAUAACGAUUCUAUUUCACUCCUUCGAGGGGCCUCCUAGGAUCUUCAGGUUAUAUGGGAUAGGCACUGUAUACGAAUAUGGCACGCAAGAGUAUGAAUCUCUUAUUCCUCCUGAGACUCGGAAACCGGGGUCUCGUGCUGCUAUCGUCAUUGAUGUAUACCAGUGUCAAACGUCAUGUGGAUACGCCGUUCCAAUCUAUGACUUCGUUACGCAUCGCACUCAACUCCUCCGAUCACUCGACAUGAGAGAGUCACGCGACCGCGCUGUUGCCUUCACAGAGAUCAAUCCGAAGGGCCUUAGAGCCUACUGGAUACAACAGAACCUCUCGAGCGUGGAUGGCCUUCCUGGCCUGCUCACGGCACCUGAUUCCAAAGUUACGCGUCUCAGCGUUUUUGAUAAAGAAGGUCCAAGACCGAAGUUGCACCGUUUGUCUUCGAGGGAUAGGAACACCCUGAGUGCGGCUUUAAUGGUUGGUUUUGCACUCGGUGCAUUGGUCGCUACUGCCCUUCCUCGCAUCCUAUCCGCCACUGGAAACUUUGGAAUGUUUACCACCCGAGCUUAA
Molecule: messenger RNA, 1603 nt
Organism: Suillus clintonianus
Lineage: Eukaryota; Fungi; Basidiomycota; Agaricomycetes; Boletales; Suillaceae
Exons: 9
Coding region: 71-1603 (510 amino acids)
Source: RefSeq, a predicted model, not a curated record